AUGCGUUUCCUCCCCAUCCUCCUCGGCUUCGGCGCUCUGGCUGCCGCCCGCUGCGGUACACGCCGUGUCUCUGAAGAGCAACGGUCGUACCACAAGUUCCUCCACGAGAGAGAAGCUCGCGAGGCCCAUCAGCCUGCAGCCCGCGAUGUCUUCGAUGUCGAGAUUGACACCUACAUCCACAUCGUCAACGGCAACACCACCGCAAACCACACCAAGAUCCCGCAGCGCGUGAACGACCAGAUAGCCGUGCUGAACCACCACUACGAACCCACCGGCUUCUCGUUCAAGCUCAUCAACGUCUCAUACACCUACAACGCAAGCUGGCUGGACAUCUACUCUGAAAGCGACGAGGAGCUCGACAUGAAGAGCUCUCUCCGCCGCGGUGACUUCAAGUCCGCCAACCUCUACUUCGUUGACCUGGAAGAAGACCUGCUCGGUGUCGCAACAUUUCCCACCGACAAAGGCCCCAACCAGCUCAAACUCGACGGCGUAAUGUGCGACCUGCAGACCCUCCCCGGCGGCAAAGCCCCCUACGACCUAGGCAUCACCGCCGUCCACGAAGUCGGCCACUGGCUGAACCUGCUCCACACCUUCGAGCCCAGCGAGGACGCCGAAGAAGACGACCCAACCGCCGGCUGCCGCGGCCACGGCGACUACGUCUUCGAUACCCCCGCCGAGGGAACCCAAGCCGAGGGGUGCCCUCGCUUCCGGGAUACCUGCCGCGGCCGGAAUGAGACUCUGAACUCUUUCUCUAUCCCUGGGUCUGACCCGUUCCAUAACUUUAUGGACUAUACUGAUGAUCGGUGCCUUACGGAGUUUACCCGGGGGCAGAUCGUGCGGAUGCAGAACUCGUGGGAGCAGCGCGAGCACUAUAAGCCUGGUAUUGGUGGGCGUCGCGCGAGUGCUGGGUCUGGGUGGAACAACUGA
Messenger RNA from Aspergillus puulaauensis, 927 nucleotides. RefSeq names its product zinc metalloprotease. The record is from RefSeq and is a predicted model, not a curated record. Bases 1 to 927 code for a protein of 308 amino acids. Lineage: Eukaryota; Fungi; Ascomycota; Eurotiomycetes; Eurotiales; Aspergillaceae. The transcript has 2 exons. Gene Ontology annotation, molecular function: metallopeptidase activity.